Messenger RNA from Anopheles moucheti, 6408 nucleotides. It is a transcript of the gene Nup205, whose product is annotated as nuclear pore complex protein Nup205. The record is from RefSeq and is a predicted model, not a curated record. The transcript is spliced from 5 exons. Gene Ontology annotation, cellular component: nuclear pore; nuclear pore inner ring. Lineage: Eukaryota; Metazoa; Arthropoda; Insecta; Diptera; Culicidae. Gene Ontology annotation, molecular function: structural constituent of nuclear pore. Bases 1 to 6273 code for a protein of 2090 amino acids. Gene Ontology annotation, biological process: nuclear pore organization.
AUGGCCGAUGCAACACCCGACGAUCUGUGGACACCGUACAAAUGCUUGCUGAACAACGUUGAAAAUUAUCUACUCCCAUCGACCGAUUUCACCGAUACGUCCCAUGCCGCUAGCUUGGAAUCGUUGCUUCGAAAGCACAAGCAGAACUUCAUUUCACUGUUGAAAAAUCCACCCAAAAAUGCGAAAUGUCGCGAAGCGAUCAAACAGGGCAUUACCGAGGGUAUUACGUUGCCCGAGUUUGGCCACACAAUCCUGUCCAAAGAGCUGGUCGACGAAAGUAUCAUCAUAUCGGAUAUGUUCGACAUGAACGAGUAUGUGGCGCUAGAGCUGCUGUGCACCUCCCAGCAGCAAACCAUAAACCAUCCGGGUUUGACUCGUGGACUGGUGGCGGUGUUGCUGUAUUACGAUGGACGGAAAUCACUCGUGGCCAGCUUGAAGCAGCUGCUUAAAUCGCGCGCCGGUGUGUCAUGGUGUACGGAUGCACCGCCCGAGGUGACGCAAAUCGUGACCAGCUACACCGACGGUUUAGUUGCGGACGGUCUGCUCGAACGCAUCAUCGAUUUGCUGCAGGAGCUAGACAUUACGAAGGAGCUCGACAUUCUGACGACGAAUCGUGCGCUUGGCCCGCCUCGACACCAUCGCCAAGUGUUGGAUUUGUUUGAGGAAAUAAGGUUCUUGCUGGCCCAGUGCAUCUACUAUUAUGCCGCUCAGUCCGGCUUGCCGCGAAAUGCAACGAUGAAGUUGGUGCAGUAUUUACGCAGCUACAAGUGCACCGAAUCGAGCGGUGGAAUCGAUGAUGUUACGGUGACAUUACAGAUGGGAUUACUAUACGCACUGGAUUUAAGCGUACUACAGCGAAGGGAAGAUGGCGAAGAGUUGGUCAGAAAGCUGCCCAUGAUCAAAGACGAUCUUUACAUCGAUUUCCUCAUGGAUGCACUUUCGACCGGUUGGGAAAACGAUGGCCUGCACGCGUUAACACUAUUCGCGUUCGGCCUGUCGAUUGCCACACUUCGGCUGGCGCCACAAACGCUCGUGCAAGAUGCAUCCAAAAUGAUCGAUCAAGACGAACUGCUCGUCAACGGUGCCCUCCAGGGAAAGGUUUUCGAUUUCAUGUACUACACGUUCCUCGAAAGUGAACUCAUAUUCGAUACGGAGUUCUUCUACCGUCGUCUGCAUACGCUGUUUGCUGAUUUCAUCGAACUGAUGCACUCAAAGGUGACGGAACUUCGGGGCCGAGCUGAUGAAACGGCACGUACGGUGCAGGUCUACCAGCAGCAGGGAAUCGAACCACCGACGAAUCUCUGUCGGAACUUUGAAAUGUUGCUGCUGUCGGUGGGAAAACUCUACGCUAACGACCGUCAGCAUUUGAACCUCAGCAUGGAGUACUGGGGUCCGACCGAGUCCGCCCAUAGCUUCUCGGGACACCGUAUUUCGUCACGAUCGGUGUGUUUGUUUAAGUUCAUCCGGCUAGCAGGUGAAUUGCUGCCACCAACGCUGUUUAUUCCCUACCUCAAAAUGCUGGCCGGUCUGAGCUGCAAUCUGCAAGCAGCACGCAGUGCGUUCAACCUCCUGAAACAGGGUAGUGCCUAUUCCGGCAGCAGCACAGUUUCGUGGGACCACUUUUUCAAUUCUCUCAGCGAGUACUACUUCAAUCUCCGACAGGAGCAGAAUCCACAAUCCGAGACAGUCUACCGGAAUCGAAUGAUUUGUCGAAGCAUUAGCCCGCAGGAACUGCUCGGACUGCAGGCUGUUUUGCAGGUAGUGCAAGCGGUCGCCCGUCACGACGAACUGUCUCGCAUUGCUCUGUGCGAAAGCGACAAAUGGGCACCGUUGAACGUGCUGGUGGGACUCAUCAGCUGUUCCGUUCCGAUUCAGCUAAAAGCGGAAAUCGUCCGUACGCUAGCCACAUUGGCGGGAAGCUUGGAGAAUGCUAUCAAGCUUUGGCACAAUCUGGAAGAUUCGCAGAUCAUCAACACGGUACCGUCGACGAGCAAUUUUAAAACGCGUGGUGUAAUUUCCGAGCUGGAGGAAGUUGAAAGCCGCAACGAAACGUUCCCACUUACGCAGGCCAUGCUGGAUUUGCUCGCUGCACUUAUGAGCACGGCCAUUCCGGAUGACCUCGGCGAAGGUUCACGAGCUCCCGGCAUACAUCCAUACCUAUCUUACGUGGUGAAUACCGUACUGUUGCGACUGUUUAGCAGGAAUUACAAGGACGGAGCGGAAAAAUGGCAACUAGCUCAAAAGUCUCUCCAGAUCGUGCAUAUGUUUGUAAACAGCUUUCACUUCAAUCCGGCCAAUGCAAACCUGAUGAAGGAGCUGAAAGAAGGACGAACACCUCCGGCGUACCGCAUUAUGCUGCAGCUCAACACAAAAUCGGACUUGCUGCGUUUCGUACUUCACAUCGUCGAUGAGUCAAUUGUGUGUUUCGAUUCCUACACACCGUUCCCCGGGAAAGGUGCUCUCGAGGCCGCCUCCCUGCUUUGUCUGCAAAUCAUAGAAAAGGCACUGAACCUGCAGGAAGAAUUUUUCAACAUGCACCUCUGCACACCAAGCCCGGUGAAUCUGAACGGCAUCAACAAACUGUUGCUCGGUGUGAAUCCACGCAGCGGUACGGCCAAUCACAUGCUGAACAUUAUGAAGCACAUUACCUACAGCACGUGGCUGCCGGAGAACAGUUUGGUAGCGUUACGCAUCCUUUCCAUCAUUAUGACCCUACCGGACGUUAACCAGCUCAUUCUCGGCCUGGUUACACAGACGGACGAGCUGAAGAACGAAAUAAGGCAAGGGUUCGUCGAGUGUUUGGAGGCGGAUUUAAAUGUCACGGAAGAAGCGGAACCUUUGCCGUUGAUGGAACAGACGAACGAAGCGGCCUUGAUAUUAGGUGGCGGAGCAAUGGAAGAGGAAAUAUCAACCAAAUCUUCUACAACGGAAACCUUCGUAACGACGAGCAUUAAGACUGCUGUAAUACAAAUAAUUCAGGAGUGCUUACAGCAACCGAUUGUUCCGAAUCUGGCCCACUAUCUGUUAGGGUUUGAUCUUGGAAAGGAUCUGCAUCUGACCAGUCUGCAACAACCGGGUAUAAUGAAUUUCCCAAGCCAUUGUUCGAAAUCGCUCAUCACUUUGCUCGAUCGGCAUUUAGAGCACAUCAAAAGUGGUAAUGUACUUUCGACCAGCUACAACAAGCUAAUGGAGUACGCGUAUCGAUUGUUGUACCAGAUUUGUCGCAACUACCACACGUCGGAGGUGUUUCUACGCUUUUUGCGCUCUUGCAACGAUUUCCUCUGUCGGCACACGUCAUCACUGCCCUUUCCGGAUGCGAAAAAUCCCUUCCUGCUGAACCAGAUGACGUUCCUGCUGAAGUCGAUCGUAAUCGAGCUGAAGCUAACGAGUGAGCGGAAUCAAGCAACGCAGUUUGAAACGAUUUGUAAAAUACUGCUCAAAAUUAUAAACUCUCCAUCGGUCGACCCGGUCACGACGGGUCUGGGCGAUUACUACACCAACGCCAAUAUGAGCUUCUCGAUUAAUGGUACAACCGAUCUUUCAACGACUUCGAUCGCUGCCACGAAGGAAUCGAGUGAAACGGCCAAACGAUUGCUCUGCAUUUUGCUCGAUUGUGUCGAUUUCACGAUCAAACAGCUGGAAGAACCCACGUGGAACUAUUUCAACGUGACGGUCCUUCAUGAGUUGCUGCAAAGCUGCGAAAUGCCCGCGUCUCAAAAGACCCGGAUGCGGCUGAUCGAUACUCGCAAAUUGCAUGACAUUCUGCGCGAUGAGCUCGAUUCGGUACAGACAAUCGCUACCGGCCAGCGGGCGCAUGUCGUGCAGGAAGUGAAAACGAUCCUAAAAUACGCACUGGAUAUGAACACACAACGCAGCCUCUGCUCCUCUACAAUAAAAUUCCUGGAAGCAUGGGGUCAGGUGGCGGAGGUGCUUGUUUGCGUUACCCCCACCAUGAUCAUGUCACUCGACACGAAGCAGAUUAUCAUCACGGAAAUCUUACAGAUCAUGCUCAGCAAAGCGGUCCCGAAACAGAUCAUCCCGGAGCUGGCAAACAUUGCUUCCUCGACCAUCUCGCUGUUGAUGGUGAAUUUGAGAAGCUGCUUUCUGCUCAAAUCGGAACAGAUGUCGCUGCACAUGAUAUCGGAAAGGCAUCAGAAUGCUAGCAUGAAUGGGUUGAGUCUCACGGCGGUCGGUACGAGAAAUGGCCUAAACGGUGAAACGAAUAAUAGCGCCCAGAGCCGGCAGGAUGGUGGUACGUACGUCUAUCUGGAGCGUGCCAAUGCGCUUAGCUUGAAGUUUAUCCUGAAAAACAUUCUCGAUUGGUUGCUGAUCAGUAGUGAUGGAUCGCCACAGUUGAAGAUGAAUCUGUACGUAGCGCUGCUGAACUACUUGUACAUCAUCAAGGGCAAUCGGGACAGUUUGGAGCGCAGCCAGAAGCUGGAGAACGAUAAGGAAGAAGUGGGAUCGUUCCUAAACCAAACCAUCAGCAAUGCGGGACGAAAACCGUUCGGCACGGAAACGGAGGAUUACAAACACUUGACGAUGAUUAUGGACAUCUUCAACUCGUUCGGUGAUAAUCUGACCGACGUCAUAUGCCAAGAUUGUACGACCGGGCAUGAUAUCUGUAAAAUGUUAGCCAUGUCCUGUCUCGACAUGCUGCUCAGUAUGGAUGCAUCGAUCGACAUCGUGGAGUUUAUCGCCCGUCACGGGUAUCUGUCGCACAUCAUCAAUAGUUUGCUGAAGCGAGACAGUGAUCUAUGCCGAAUUCUGCAGACCAAUCCCAACACCUUCCGGGCGCUGUAUGUAUACGAGUCGAAGAUGGCACUGCUGACACGUUUUGCUCGGUGCCAGAUCGGUGCCCGCAUGCUGCUCGAGGAACACAUCCUGGGUGUGUUGGGCAGCAUGAAGGUGUACGAUCUUCAUCCCGAUGUGCAGAUCCUGAGUGGUGGCAACAUCCAGCAACAGUCGUACGCUUCCGCAAUGGCCGUAGCUGCUGCAGCUGCAUCCGCCUCGUUAUCAUCCUCUUUCAUCCCACCGGUUGAGGCCCGAUUCCAGCAGAUUCUGUUUCCCGCGCUUAACCUCUGCGACGCUAUCCUAUCGACGCUGGGACACGAAAACAAUUCUGCCCUCAGCCAGAUCAUACACUUCUUCCUUUCCCACAGUGAUAUGAUUGAAACGGUACUGCGAGCAGGGUCGCCGAGUAUGAAUUUGGGUCUGCUGAAAGAGCUCGCUGGUAUAACGAACCUGAUCGCUCGAUCAGCAAAUCAGGAAAUUUACGAACUAACCGAUCCAAACGCAAAUCAAGCCUUCGGCAUGCAGCUGUACCGAAUGCAAAAGUUCAUGUUGGCCCUGCUGCCCCGAUUCAUCGUAUCGGAGCAGAACCUGAAAGAGCUACAUCAGAGCAGUAUGAUCGUGCAUCCGUACGGUAGCGGUGGCAUGGGUAUUAGUAGCAGCGUUAACUUUGGCAGUGCGCUCAACAACAACACCGCGAGUGGACAUGAUCAAAAGCAACGCUCCCAGUACGUGAAAUACUUUCUCGAGGUGGCGGCUAAUCUUGCCCUAUAUACGCGCAACUGCAUCUCGAACCAUGUGGUUGAUCAUCGAACGAUUAAUGUACUGUUUUCGCCACACUACAAUCCGGACGGAUCGACAGCAGCGGGUACUGCUGGUUCAACACCAACAAAAGCGACUGCACCCACAUCGUUGGCAUUAAUACGCCAGGAAACGUUCCGUUCGGCUACGGAGACAUCUUCGUCGGAUGUACCACACAGUCUGUACGUGGUUAUUACGCAGCUUCGUUGUACGGUGGAGUUUUAUCACAAGGAGCGUAGUGUACUGGAAAGCCUACAGCAACAACGCAACUCACUGCCAAGUAUCGACUUAGAUAAAAAUAUUCAAUUACAAUAUAAUUUGCUGACCGAGCGUGUAAAUGGGAAACAGGAGGAAUUGCAGCGUAGUGUUUUCAUUAUCGAACACUACCUGUACAUUCUGUGGGCCCAUCUGGACUUCUUCAUGUUGCGCGUUUUGCCCGUGAAUAAUCGCGUCGGAAGCUCAACAUUUACGGGACACAACUUCCAAUCCGACCAAACCGAUUCCAGCUGGCGUGUGUCAAACGAAGACAUCAUCGCAUUGAAAAAGACCCUUAUCGGUGUGUUUAACGAAACGUUCUGCAAACAGCUGAUCGAGAUGGAACAGAAACAAUCCGAGAAGGGUUUUGUGGUAUCAUUUAUUAGACGAAUUAAACAAUCCAUACAGUUUGUGCCAGUAAAGUGAGCAACGGGAUGUCGGUGUAGAAUUUAAAAUGACUAUUUGAUAAAGUUUUUUUCACCACUCCUACCCGCUGAUAAGAAUCGCCUCAAUUAGCGAAAAUGUAUGUGCAUAAGUAAAUAAAAUUUGGAAUAAUUAUGG